Molecule: messenger RNA, 3227 nt
Organism: Candoia aspera
Lineage: Eukaryota; Metazoa; Chordata; Lepidosauria; Squamata; Candoiidae
Gene: FARSA
Product: phenylalanyl-tRNA synthetase subunit alpha
Exons: 14
Coding region: 1-1689 (562 amino acids)
Biological process (GO): phenylalanyl-tRNA aminoacylation
Cellular component (GO): cytosol; cytoplasm; phenylalanine-tRNA ligase complex
Molecular function (GO): phenylalanine-tRNA ligase activity; tRNA binding; ATP binding
Source: RefSeq, a predicted model, not a curated record
AUGGGGAAUGAGUGUGGGCGACCGCAUAGCUGGCCCACUUGUUUUUGCGAAAGGAAGCCGCGGAGGCUACGCGGUCGAGUUUUAAAAAACUGUGCUCUAAUCGUUACUUCCGCUUCCGGCCACUACCGGAAGUUCUCGUUAGAGUUUGCCGGGAAGAUGUCUCCCACCAUGGCGGCAGCCGCGACAGGCCCUGGUUCAGCAGCAGAGUUACUCUUACAGAAGCUGGACCUGGUGGCAGCUGACGGGGAAGCCGGACUCUGCAGCCUGGAAGCAGCAGCAGCGCUUGGCCUGGAGCACCAAGUCUUGGUCGGGGCCGUGAAGAGUCUUCAGGCGUUAGGAGAGGUGAUCGAGGCUGAGCAGCGUGCAUCCAAGAAGUGGGAGCUGACACCUGAGGGCAAAGAAAUUAUCCAGGAAGGGAGCCAUGAGGUCCGGGUGUUUAAUAGCAUCCCCUCUGAGGGUCUGCUUCAGAGUGAACUGAUGAAGCUACCAAGUGGAAAGGUGGGAUUCAGCAAAGCAAUGUCCAACAAAUGGAUCCGGCUAGACAAGAGCUCAGAAAAUGGGCCUCGGAUAUUCCAGGCAGUGGAAUCUGUUCAGGACACUGUAAGGGAGAAGCUGCUCCAGGUUCAGAAGGGAGAGGCUGACUGUUUAGAGGAGAAGGAUAAAAACGAACUGAAGAAACGAAAACUCCUAACAGAAGUGACCAUUAAGACAUAUUGGAUUAAAAAAGGAAGUGCUUUUAGUACAACUGUUGCCAAGCAAGAAACAGAUCUUACACCAGAGAUGAUUGCCAGUGGUUCUUGGAGAGAUUUGAAAUUCAAGUCUUACAACUUUGAGGCACUGGGUAUUAUGCCUGAAAGCGGCCAUCUCCACCCACUGCUGAAGGUCCGCACUCAGUUUCGGCAGAUUUUCCUUGAAAUGGGUUUCACAGAAAUGCCCACCAAUAAUUUCAUUGAGAGCUCCUUCUGGAACUUCGAUGCCCUCUAUCAACCACAGCAGCACCCAGCCCGAGACCAGCAUGACACUUUCUUUAUGAAGGAUCCUGCUGAAGCAACUGACUUCCCCAUGGAUUAUUUGAAGAGGGUAAAGAGAGUGCAUUCACAAGGAGGUUACGGUUCUCAGGGUUACAAAUAUGAGUGGAAACUGGAGGAGGCUCGGAAGAAUCUUCUUCGGACACACACCACGGCUGUCAGUGCCCGGAUGCUCUAUCAACUGGCACAGCAGGAGAAGUUCACGCCAGCCAAAUACUUCUCCAUUGAUCGUGUCUUCAGGAAUGAGACAUUGGAUGCUACACACCUGGCAGAGUUCCACCAGAUUGAAGGUGUGGUGGCUGAUUAUAACUUGACACUGGGGGACCUCAUGGGUGUCCUGAAGGAAUUCUUCACCAAACUGGGAAUCACACAGCUGCGUUUCAAGCCUGCUUACAAUCCAUACACAGAGCCCAGCAUGGAGGUUUUCAGCUACCAUCAAGGAUUAAAGAAAUGGGUGGAGGUGGGCAAUUCAGGAGUCUUUCGCCCAGAGAUGCUGCUGCCUAUGGGCCUGCCAGAUGGCGUGUCUGUCAUUGCCUGGGGGCUGUCUCUGGAACGACCCACCAUGAUCAAGUAUGCCAUCAAUAACAUCCGGGAAUUAGUUGGCCACAAAGUCAAUCUGCAGAUGGUAUAUGACAGCCCAAUUUGCCGUUUGGAUGCCUAGGUUUUAGAGACCUGCUGCUCUCUUCAAAUCUCCUUAUUUAUUGCCACUGCUUUUUGCUGGAACAGGCCAGUCAGGCCCAUCCUCCACGUUGCUUGCUCCUGUAGGGAAAGUAACAAGACCAAAGUAACAAGACACCCCAGUCUUCAUUUAGCAACAUCUUUUGGAUCAAGAUUGAAUGGACUGUCCUUGUUGCAGCCUUAUUUAUACACACAUUAAACAUGUCUCAACCUGGAAUUGGACUGUGGUAAUUCAAAUGAAUAGUGGCAAUUCCAGCGUUCUGGUUUCCUUGUAAUGCAACUGGGCCAUCUUGCCAUCAUGGUCUUUGGAAUGAAAAACCUUUUGAUCUUUCACUACCUUCUUUCAUCAUUUCAGUAAAGUUCUGAUACUUUUGAUGAUGAAAAAAAGGAGCAGCUGCUUGACUGAGGAUUGGUAACCACUGAUUAUGAACUAAAAUCUCCUGAUUAAUGACCAUAGAGAAAGUUCCAGAAGGACAGUAUCUAGGCUGGUGUUAAAAGGUGGAAUCACUACAACAAAACAGUCCGCUGCUUGUUCACACAUUUAGUCUGCCUCUUUUUGCUUGGAUGCUAUUAUGAUUCUUUUCCUUUCAGCUCUGGAAGCCUUGUUCUGGAUAACCUUGUUCUGAAAGGCUGUUUUGCCUUCAACUUUGUAGUUCCAGCGUCAUCCAUGGAGCUGCUUCUAGGGUUAUCUGUACUUCCUCAGCCUGGGAUGUGGAGCAGGUGCAGGUAGGAGUCCUGGUCAAGAGUGAGGGCUGGAAACUUGAAACAUUUGGGGGCUCUGGUUCUUCCUUGUCUGGAUCCUCAGGCUGUGGCCCCAACAGGCAGUCUAGAGAGACAAAUUGAAGAGAACAUAUCAAGCAGCCGCAGAGUUACUCUGUUUUAACCUAGUCUUUGUUGAGUGGUAGCAGUAAAGGUGACCCAUAGCCACAUCACAUAAUUGGCACACUAUACUGUAGAUAAUUUGCUACAAUAAAGGGAGUUGGUAGAUUGGUCGUAACAAAAUAAGGACAACUUGCUGUGAUAGCUUCUGAUUUUCAUGGCAUCGAAGUAUUUCUUGCAACUCAGUGUUUUACAAGUUCCAUAUUAUAGUCAUUCCCCAUGCUUGAAUAUAGCAUGUAAGUUAAUGGAAAGCAGGGGUCAGGAUAAUUGAUUUGAAUUCCUAGCUGUGCAGUAGUAAAACUUCAGAAUUUAAUGGUUGUAGCUCGUUGGCAGUUAUAAACUUAGUUUUGUUGCUAUGGCACUUGAAGGACAAAUUCUAGCUGUUUCCUGCUACAUUUAGGGGGGGGGGGGAGCCUGACUUUUGGAGGAGGGGAGUCAGGAAUUCCAGAAAAUCUUAGAAAUGCUUUGUAGCAGAGAGCUAUCGAAAAACAAGGAACCGAUCUCCAGUGUUAAAGGGAAAGCAAAACAUAUCAGCCAUUGGUUAUCUUUUUCAAAUAACCUAAAACAACUCAGAAAUCCAGAGCCUGUGUGAUAUCAUCUGUUCUUGACCACAAAAAAUUAAAAUCAAACCCAUUGUGAAAA